This is a messenger RNA of Dacryopinax primogenitus, 530 nucleotides long. RefSeq lists its product as uncharacterized. Bases 22 to 351 code for a protein of 109 amino acids. The transcript is spliced from 3 exons. NCBI's taxonomy places the organism in Eukaryota, Fungi, Basidiomycota, Dacrymycetes, Dacrymycetales, Dacrymycetaceae. The record is from RefSeq and is a predicted model, not a curated record.
AACAUAUCACUCGUCGCUGCGAUGAUUGGCUGGGGAGAUGGGCGCAAAGGGAUGCGCUACUGCGGCUUCGUGAGGUCGUUGUCCAUCAACCCCCCGAUCUUCCGUCUGUACCCGGAGCGGCGGGAUUUGUCGACCAUGGGGCUGUCGUACUUGUCAAGACCCGUACAUGGUGCGGUUUUGCCAUGCGUUUACUACCACGUUCCGAUGAAGAUGCUGUUGGCGUCUGUUGUCGCCUGUGUUGGAGGCUGGCAAUCCACCAAUGGUGGGGAUCCGUGUCUAGGGAGUUUUCGCGCCAGCGCUUGGUUUGCCCCAGCCUUCGGGAAGACUAUGACUUGCAAGGUCGAGAGGUGAACGGUGUUUUGAUCUCGGGGACCUGCAAUUCGCAAGAAGAGUUCACGAAAACCAUCGUGCUGAUCUUCUACAAGACACAAGCUUGGCUGCGAAAAAACGGAGACCGGCGAUGUACCGUAGUUCCUACCUUGUCCAUACGUCAGUACGAACUGCACGGCAGCGAAUCGAUCGGCGAUAUG